CGUCGCGGCGUCACUGGCUAUGCGAGCGCCGGAGAGGACACAGCGCUACUGGUGCUGUUUCCCCUUUCUCAAAAGCCAGCAGACUUCUAUCCGCUGUCGAGACGGUCCCAGAAAGGUGCUUUUGUACCCUGAAGAAAGUUGGGCCAGGAGUGCCGCCUCAUCCUACUGGACACUGGCCACAUGCUGGUGGUGCAAGAGUCGAUGCAAGGUGGUCGAGGUAGCUGGCACUAGGAGAUAUUCAACAAGGGCGAAAAUGAUCGACUCUGGGUCUGGCAACGUGUACAUUAUUGGCUCCUUCAAGAAAAUGGCUGUCGAUCCUGACUUCAAGUUAUCGCUGACUACAAACGUCUCAGUAGCUGACUUCAACAUGGGCUACGCGAUGACUGGGUCGCUGGAGAGGGGAUGCAAAGACACCAACUCUUUCCAAAUGACGCACUUUGCAGUGAUUCGACGAGUGGAGCUAGAUCGACCAAUUUAAUGUGCUUUCAUCGCCGAAUUAACUGCAUAAAUGAAGAAUGAGAAUCUCCUCAUGAUACGUAGUUAGCAUUGAUAGCCGGCUAACGUAUGAAAAUGACAGCAAAAUUAAAAAAAAAGAAAAACUACGGAAUAUGGAGUGAGAAUAUACGAAGUCUAAGGAAACAAUGUAAUUUAUAGAUAAGUUAGGGUAAGUUAGGGUAAGCAUAUUCAGUUAUCUUUGGAUGUAUGUGACAUGUUCAUGGAACCAAGCUUAUUGAGAAAGUGAGGAUCAAUGUCAAAAAUUAUUGUAAUUUCUACUCUGGUAGUACAGUA
This is a messenger RNA of Nilaparvata lugens (brown planthopper), 789 nucleotides long. RefSeq lists its product as uncharacterized. Bases 20 to 478 code for a protein of 152 amino acids. The transcript is spliced from 4 exons. The record is from RefSeq and is a predicted model, not a curated record. Lineage: Eukaryota; Metazoa; Arthropoda; Insecta; Hemiptera; Delphacidae.